UCCCCCGCAGCCCGCAGGCCCGGGUGGCCCCGCGAGCCGCACUGCGGGCGGUCCCCCGCCUCCGCUCCCGAGGGCCGGCCGCAGCACAAGCUCUGCACCUGCCACCUCACGCCGCCGCCRCCUCCUCCUCCGCUGGACCGUUUCCAAGGACUGAUACCUGUCUGCUCGUAGUGGUAAAGCGAGGACAGAGGUGAAGCCCAGGGAGCAGCAGAUGAGGACAGGCCGGGCUCCCCUGGAGAGCUGAGCCUGUGGAUGAUGCUGGCCACGGCACGGCUGCGCAGGCCUUCGCUUUGAGGUGGGAGGCAGGCCUCUGCGGGACAGCUUCUCCACGCCCGGUCACCAUGGCUUCCACACUCUGGCUGGACGGCUGACAGGACCGUGCGCCCCGCACGCCGCUGGACUGCGGGCAGUCUGUGCACCGCCCGCUYGCAGGGCGUGGGAGCAGGGCUGGUGGGCAUCAGAUGCUCCCAAACGCUGGACCGGCGGAGCGAUGGACUCGGACAGGCUAAGAUGGAAGUGACCUGAGGCCUCGCCGGGCGGUUUCCUUGCGACAGGACAGCUUAAGAGUCAGAACACAGGCUUGUCUGGGGAGCAGUAUGCAGGAAGCUGGUUUUCAGGCCACAAAUGCUUUCACAGACUGCAAAUUCACCUGCACCAGCGGUAAAUGCUUAUAUCUUGGUUCGCUGGUCUGUAACCAACAGAACGACUGUGGGGACAACAGUGAUGAAGAAAACUGUCUGCUGGUGACCGAGCAUCCGCCUCCGGGCAUCUUCAACUCGGAGCUGGAGUUCGCCCAGAUCAUCAUCAUCGUCGUGGUGGUCACGGUGAUGGUCGUGGUCAUCGUCUGCCUGCUGAAUCACUACAAGGUCUCCACGCGGUCCUUCAUCAACCGCCCGAGCCAGAGCAGGAGGCAGGAGGACGGGCUGCAGCCGAUCAUGUACGCCCCUCGGGCCAGGGACAGGUUUACUGCCCCGUCCUUUAUCCAGAGGGAUCGGUUCAGUCGCUUCCAGCCCACCUACCCCUAUGUGCAGCACGAGAUUGACCUCCCUCCUACCAUCUCCCUGUCGGACGGGGAAGAGCCGCCUCCUUACCAGGGGCCCUGCACCCUGCAGCUCCGGGACCCCGAACAGCAGAUGGAACUCAACCGAGAGUCUGUGAGGGCCCCGCCCAACCGAACCAUAUUUGACAGUGAUUUGAUAGACAUUUCCGUGUACAACGGGGGCCCCUGCCCUCCCAGCAGCAACUCGGGCAUCAGCGCGACCACCUGCAGCAGUAACGGGAGGAUGGAGGGGCCGCCCCCCACCUACAGCGAGGUGAUGGGCCACUACCCAGGCGCCUCCUUCUUCCAUCACCAGCACAGCAACACACACGGCGGCAGCAGACUGCAGUUUCAGCAGAACAAUUCAGAGAGCACAAUAGUCCCCAUCAAGGGCAAAGACAGGAAGCCCGGGAACCUGGUCUGACCCCUCCACGCGCACUUGAAUCGAGGAGAGGAACCGAGGAGGGGAAGAGGCUGCGCCACCCUCCGGCGCACGGUGUUGUCCGGUUUCACGUGGUACAACUAAGUAAAACCAAAUGUGCAAACAYGGUCUUUGUUUCUGAUUCCUUUCAGGGGAGUUGCAUGCGAAGGAGACUGAGACGAUGCGGACUUCCAUCCGGUCUGACCGCCAACGGUGUUGAUUUGGGGGCAGGGUGGGGAUGGGGGAAGAUUUUGGCAAAGGGUGGGCAGGGAAACAGAGAAGGGAUGCUUUGAAGAUAUCAUGAAAUAAGAACCACAGAGGUAUUUGAUUUAUUUAAUUCCGAAAGGAGACUUCAUAGAUUAAAUGAGGCCAGAAUGGCCUGUUUUGUAACUAACUGAAUAAAGAAGGAAGCGUUAUGAUAUAUUAUCAUGGGGAAGAAUCAGCCCUGUGGCUUUUUCUCCCAAGGUGUGGAACUUUUAUUUUGUUCUAAAAAUAUGAAGCAAAAUUCCUGUUUUGUGUGCCAAGGUAUAAAGUGGAGAAGUUAGAUGAAUGCAAGGAGCUAUUCUUUGUUGAGAUGGUGUGUUUCCAAAGUUGCACUAUUGAUGUUUAAAAUAUAUAUGAGGGAACUGUUUUGCGUGAACUUCUGUAUGUUGCUUGUCUUUUCCCUGUGGGUGGUUAUUAGGCCUGAAGAAYAGCCUAGAGUGAUCCCAGAAUCACACAAGAAAGCGUAUUUGGGGAUGUAGCCUAAUAUUUACCAAAUUCUGUAAAUCAGCCCAGUGCUGCUUGCUGCAGGAGUUUGCAUCCUACCUGGUGCAUCACUGAGGCACCAGGAGACGCUGGGAUGGAAGAUAGGAAAUACUAAGUUCCGGCAUUUCUGGCUUAUUUGAAUUACUCUGCUAGUUUUAGGCUGCAUACUUUAUUAAAAAUGAACAAAUGCAUUUAUGUAUCCAGUAUCGUGCAGUGCCGCCCUUGCCCGCCAGCAGUGUAGUUCCUCCAGUAAUUUAGAUUUUUUUCCACUGUAGCAUGAAAUAUAUUCAGAUACAUAUUUUUUUUGCAAUAAAUUGUUUAAAAUGCAAGGUGGUUAUUUUGCAUACUGCUGAAAUAUGUGACUCUCAGUGUGUCCCGUUGCCUCUCCCCUUUCCCAGGUAGCUCAGUUCAGUUCUGCAAGGCCGGUCAGUUCACCCAGAGGCUCCCAGCGGCCACCUGCAUACAGCUUGCCCAGCACUUGCUGUGUGAGCCAUGCUGGCAGAGGUCCUUGGAACUGAUGGAAGGGCACCUUGUCUACCAGUCAUGGUAACAAGCCAUUGCAUUUCACAAGUGUCACAUGGAACUCAGCCUGCAGACCUGCCUAAACUCCCACAGGGAUUCCACCUCCCCUGCCCCCAGCAGCCUCCCUGUUGAUGGCAAGGACCAGGGGGUCAGUUAGAGGACAGGGGCAGGUGGGGGUGUGACUGUAAUAGCACAGGACAAAAAGCACAACCCGCAGUUAAGAUGCAACCAGAAAACUGAUUCUAUAUAUUGUCUUAGUUUUAAUAUUCCUAACAUUUGCAAACAUUCAUUCUCACAGAUAAAAAACAAAACAAAAAAACUUUCUUCUGCAGUUGUAAGCACUUGCUUUGUCACAGCAGCAGCUGGUCAGGUUAACAUGUUAUGCACCAGGCGAAGGACUUAUCUGCAGUGGCCAGGCUGCUUUCCACUGGGCCUCUCUGGCCUCUGCACAUAACAAGACCAAUGGAAUGGUGACCUGUGACUACCAGCUAUGCGGCUUGAAUGUCAAGUUGUGUGUGUGUGUGUGUGUGUGUGUGUGUGUGUCUGUCUGUCACUGUGUUCUUGGAGGCAAUUCCUCAGACACGUCUCUGUGUAGCUUGCUGGGAGCUGGAGACUGUUUGCAAGCCCUUGUCCUGUCUGAUUCCAAUCUGCUGCUUGCUUCUGCUGCUUCUUCAGUAGGUAAGUUGCUGCAUUUGUUUUGAGGUUUGGACCUUCCCUUAGAUGGAUACAUUUCACAUAGUAACAUCCAUAGAACUAGGAGAGAGACAGAUGGCCAGCAGUUGUCAGCUCAUACCCAGGACCCUGCCUGGGAGGACUGCGUUUGAGGGUUGCAGUGGAAAUUCUGAGGUUGGCUUCAGUCUCAUUCCAAAGACCUUCUUUCUGAAGGCCUCUAUCAAGCAGGGAGAAAYCAGCCCUCAGGGCAGGGGUUGUCUUGGGGUCAGAGAUGGCCCUUUUCAUGACUCUGGAGGCUUCCUGAAAGGUCCCUCACUCCCUGGGUGUCACACCUAUGUUUGAGAGAAACUGGGUCCAUGACACAAAGGUGAGGAGAYACUCAUCCAGAAUGGGAUCUCACUGGUGGGGACUUGGUAUGGCUGGAUGAUCAGUCAGGUGUCCCCUGAGACACAGGUGAGAUCAGCUCACGGCUUCAUCAUUCCAAAUCUUGCCUGCAGUUCUAGAAAAGCCAGUAAAUCCACCUAUUAGCUCCACCUCAGAUGGCUUCAUGAGUCUUACUUUGCUACCUGCUACAGGAAAGGGCUAAGGCCUGAGACUUGUAAAUUCUUUAGUAGCCUCGCAAGUGUAAGGACAUUCUUUAGAUGUCGAUAGUAUUGGCAAAACAAUCAUUUAAUUCAAGUAGCUUUAAUCAUCCUUCAAAAGGAGCCCCCCACCCUUCAGGUACCCUAGAGAAUUGCCUUGUAAGUUAAUCAGUUGUUGCAAAGACACAAACAUAGUAAAGCUUGACUUUGAAAGGUCUUUGAGGCUGGGCCUCAGUAAUGAAUUAGUUUAAAAGCCAAGGUCAUAAAUUGGAUUAAUAGUCAAUUUCCCUUGACACAGGGAGGAGAUUUAGAUCAGCAGCUCUUCUGAAGGUUGUGGCCUCCCAGCUCAUGAGGUGUUGAACGAGCAGUGUUUGUGGUGAUGCAAGCCAAGCCCAUGUGCUGGUGAAACCAGCGAUUCAGGGUCUGAAAGGUCUAUAAUCAUGGAUUAUUCCCACAGAACACUGCAACAGUUAGAGGGCGAAACUCCUAGGAUACCACUGAGACUUUUGUCCCUUGUCAUUGGGAUUUCCGGGAGUUCUAAACCUAAGCCCUGCUGAACCCCACCUGUAGGAACUGUCUUCUGGCUUACCUCUGCUUGUUCAGAAACAAUAGCAUUUUCCAAAUACCAAGCAAUCUUUAAGCAAGAGAUUGUGAAACAAAUCASAUAUUUAAAAAGUUGAUGGCUGGAUUAUCAGUUAGGUGUCCCCUGAGACACAGGUGAGAAGAUCAGCUCAUGACUUCAUCAUUCCAAAUUUCGCCUGCAAUUCUAGAAAAACCAGUGAAUUUACCCAUUAGCUCCACCAUUAGCUGGGGGCAUGGCAUGGCUCGGGACAGAGGGCUGGCCUAGCAUGGGCAAGGCCUGGCUUUCAUCCCCACCAAUGAGGAAAAUUAAUGAGUUAACUAGUUGAUCUAUUUUUCAUGUUCAUAAUUGAUUGAUAAAGCAGUUUGACAAGCAUGCGCUCUGUCCUUCCACAGACCCCUGCCCAUCAUAACACACCAGCCCAGGAAAAAUCUCAAGGUAGCCGAGAACAGAUGUACCAUGAGGAUACACUGCUUACUACUGAAGCUCAAACUUGAGUGAGCAAAUGYGAGCCCACCAUAACCUGGGAGGUCUCAGAGCAGCAAUGGCACUGGGUCCCCAGAUAACUGUUUCCUGAACUUGAUCUUCACAUUUAUCUUUCUAAGAAUGAGAGGGGUUCAAAAGGAMGGACCUUCAGAAAGCCCUGAUCUAGAGGAUUCCACUCUGACCCCUGCCUUCCCCUCAGAGCCAGUAGACCCUCCAUGGUCCAUCCAACAGUUCUUUCAGAGAGGCUCCUGGGUAGAGGACUUAAAAAAAUACACUCAGUCCACAUACUUUUUUUUUUUUU
Messenger RNA from Urocitellus parryii (Arctic ground squirrel), 5349 nucleotides. It is a transcript of the gene Ldlrad4, whose product is annotated as low density lipoprotein receptor class A domain containing 4. Gene Ontology annotation, biological process: negative regulation of transforming growth factor beta receptor signaling pathway. The record is from RefSeq and is a predicted model, not a curated record. Gene Ontology annotation, molecular function: R-SMAD binding. Gene Ontology annotation, cellular component: early endosome membrane; Golgi membrane. Lineage: Eukaryota; Metazoa; Chordata; Mammalia; Rodentia; Sciuridae.